AUGUAUAUAAUGCCUUUUCUUGUAAGCUUUGGUGGGGUUUGCGCACAAGAGUCAUCUCUGUGGGCAACCUUCAUACGGGCAAAGUAUUGUAAAGGAAUCCACCCUUGUCAAGUGGUUAGUUCUCAGGCUGCCUCACCAACUUGGAGGCGCAUGGUCAAUGUGAGUCACCAAGCGAAAUUGUGCAUGGUAUGGUUGCUUAAUGAUGGGACUUGUGAUUUUUGGAAUGAUAAUUGGUUGGGGAGUGGGCCUCUUUUUCUUAGGGCUUCGGUGGUUCCGGGCCUUUCGUUUUCUGAUGUUAUGGUCAAUGGCACCUGGGAUAAUUGUCGGUUGUCACAGAUUCUGCCGCCAACCAUUGUGGAUGAGGUGAUGCAUUCACCGGCACUGAGUGGAAGGGGAAUACCUUUGAGAGUGUCCUUGUUCAUGUUGCGUUUGCUCAUGAGGCGACUGCCUUUGGAUGACGUUUUAGGGGAGCUGGGGUUCCAGUUGGCGUCAAAGUGCUUCUGCUGUACGUUUGUCACAGGAGAGACACUGGAGCAUGUGUUUUCUGCAGGGCAGCUUGCAUUGGAGGUUUGGGCGUAUUUUCAGAACAUAUGUGGUAUUGGCAGUUCGCACGAUAGCCUCCGAGCACAUUUGUUUGAUUGGUGGAUGUCCCCUACUCCAAGGGGCAGGCAGAGAUUCGUAUAUGACAUUGUUCCAGUUUUUAUCUGCUGGAACAUUUGGAAGGCGAGGUGUAGAGCGGUUUUUGAGGGGGCUAGAGUUCGUGUAAAGGAGAUAUGUGAAGCGGUCUUCCAAGAUGUCAAAUCGGCAUUUGAGAUUCAGUUUAGCCUGGCCGCCCAAGUGAGCGAUUUCUCGCUGUUCUACGAGAGGAUAGCUCAAUCGACUGAUCUGUAUGAGUUCAGGAUUGUUCGGUGGAGGGCAGGGGGGAAACCGGGAGCAAGUGGUGGAGGUGGCAUUCUUAGAGACUCCGAUGGGCAGUUAUUGGUUGCUUUCUCGGCGUACCUGGGGGAGGCUACUAGUCUUCGUGCUGAAGUGUUGGCCAUGUUGAAGGGUGUUCAGUUGUGUCUUGGAAAGGGAUUUAUCCCCAGGAUAGUGCAAUCGGAUUCAAUGGUAUUAAUGACAUACUCCAGCAGCGAUGCCUAUGUCCUUGGUCUGUCAGAAGAGAGGUGGAACAAGUCUGGCACCUGGUAG
Coffea arabica (coffee) is the source of this 1188-nucleotide messenger RNA. The record is from RefSeq and is a predicted model, not a curated record. Lineage: Eukaryota; Viridiplantae; Streptophyta; Magnoliopsida; Gentianales; Rubiaceae.